This is a messenger RNA of Dentiscutata heterogama, 276 nucleotides long. The record is from the annotation of a GenBank genome assembly. NCBI's taxonomy places the organism in Eukaryota, Fungi, Glomeromycota, Glomeromycetes, Diversisporales, Gigasporaceae.
AUGGAUAAAAAUUUUUGUAUCAUUGAAAUUGAAGAAAUUAAAGACGAAAAAUACAAACCCACCAAUAUCGACCAAUCAAUUAAGUUUGUAACCUCAAAAAACAUUUCGGAGGAUUAUAUAAACAAUAAUAAUUUCUUUAAUAUUAAGAAAAGUAUAAUUUCAUCGAGAAAUGAAAAAAAGGGCGAAGACAAAGUUCCUUAUUCCGAAACUAUUAACGACGUCCGAAAAGCCGAAUUGAAUUUCGCUAACAUUUCGUCACCUUUUGAAUUUAUAGAG